Molecule: messenger RNA, 2265 nt
Organism: Biomphalaria glabrata
Lineage: Eukaryota; Metazoa; Mollusca; Gastropoda; Planorbidae
Exons: 11
Coding region: 39-1475 (478 amino acids)
Biological process (GO): 'de novo' pyrimidine nucleobase biosynthetic process; 'de novo' UMP biosynthetic process
Molecular function (GO): orotidine-5'-phosphate decarboxylase activity; orotate phosphoribosyltransferase activity
Source: RefSeq, a predicted model, not a curated record
UUUGGCAUAUAUUGAUCUGGAUCAAGCUAAGAAAGAUCAUGGCGGCAUGUAUGAAUUCUGCUAUUCAGUCGCUAAUCCUACGUUUACAUGAAAUAAAUGCAGUUAAAUUUGGAGAUUUUAAGUUGAAAAGUGGGAUACAAUCACCUGUUUAUUUUGACCUCAGAGUCAUAAUAUCCUACCCAGAUGUUAUGGUAAAUGUUGCUAAUCUUUUGUGGGAAAAAGUAGCACAUUGCAACUACCAAUCUGUAUGUGGCGUCCCAUACACAGCACUCCCAUUUGCUACUAUCAUAUCAGCAGAGCGCCAUGUCCCAAUGCUUAUUCGCAGAAAAGAAGCCAAAAGUUAUGGCACAAAAAAACUAAUAGAAGGCAAAUAUGAGGAUGGUGAUAUUUGUCUUAUUAUAGAGGAUGUUGUUUCCAGUGGAUUAAGUAUCAUGGAGACUGCUGAGGCCUUAAGCAAUGAAGGUGUGAUUGUUAAAGAUGCAGUAGUGUUAUUAAACAGGGAGCAAGGUGGCUAUGAAAAACUCAAAAAGGCUGGCAUAGAACUGCAUAGUGUAUUCACCAUCACUGAUGUGCUCACUGUCCUGAAAGAUGCUGACAAAAUGUCUGCCGAGACAGUUGAUAGGGUUACAAAUUAUAUCACCCAAAACAGAUUCAACCCUGGUCAAGCUAUUCAGAAUGAAGCUAACCCUAAAACCUUAGCCUAUGGUGAAAGAGCAGUAUUGUGUUCUAAUCCUGUCACUCAGCGUCUCUUCAAAGUAAUGGAGGAAAAGAGAACCAAUCUAGCACUCUCUGCUGAUGUUACAGACUGCAAGCAGUUGUUACAGCUUGUUGAUAAAACUGGUCCUUAUAUUUGUAUGGUGAAAACACAUGUUGAUAUUCUGGAAGAUUUUAGUGAAGAUUUUAUUGCUCAACUCAAACAAUUGGCAGACAAACACAACUUUGUCAUAUUUGAAGAUAGAAAGUUUGCUGAUAUAGGUAACACCGUAGUCCAUCAGUAUACUAGAGGGCUGUAUCACAUCAGUGAAUGGGCUCAUAUCAUCAAUGCUCAUUUGUUGCCUGGACCUGGCAUUGUGCAGGGAUUGAAACAGGCAGGUCUUUCUAAAGGCAGAGGCUGCCUUCUUAUUGCUGAAAUGAGUUCUGUAGGAAACUUGGCAACAGGGGAAUAUACUGAAGCUUGUGUGAAAGUUGCACAAGAAAAUAAAGAUUUCAUCAUUGGCUUUAUUUCAUUGAGAAGUUUAUCAGCUGAUCCAGAACUGAUUCACAUGACCCCAGGUGUCCAGUUAGAAGAAGCUCAUGAUAAUCUAGGACAACAGUAUUUGACCCCUUCAGAAGUGAUUACAAAGCGGGGCACUGACAUUAUCAUUGUAGGUCGUGGAAUUUAUCAAGCCAAGGACCCAGCAGUGGCUGCAAGGCAGUACCAGUUGGCAGGAUACGAUGCUUACAUUGCUAGAUUGACCGAUACUUUGACAUCAUGAGUUUUGUAGUAUAUAGGAUUUCAAAUGUUACAAAUGGAUGGUCAAAAUAUGAUUUGUGUAAAUUAACAUUGACUUGAAAUUGAUUUCACUUCAGAUAUUAUGACUGCUAGAGUUUCUAACUACUUAAUAACUAAUUGGCUUCCGGAAUGCAGCCUGUAAAUGUUAGUCCUGAUUCAUUAGCACAACAUAAAGUAUUUUCAUUUUUAGGUUUCCAAAUAAGUAAUUGUGAAUUUUCACUCAAUAUUUUCUAAAUUGAAAACUGAAAUCAUCAAACUAUUUAGUUUAACACCCAACAUUUCAUCCGGGUCAUUAGAGCAAGCUGUAUUUUAUGCCAUAUUAUACUAUUGAAUAGGAUGUCAUGACAAAAAGGCAGAAAUGAAUGUUAGUAUCAAGAUCUAAUUAUCACUUAAAUAUUGGAAACAAAAAAUGUUUAGUACAUUUCAAAUAGAAAAGAAAAUUUGAACAUUAAAAUGAAGAAAAAAAACAACACAUUUAGCACAUUAACCAAACAACCAAUCAAAAACUCAGGACAUAUGAAGUCUCCAGUUAAUAUUUCUUUUUUGUUAUAGUUCUAGUCUCUUAAAUGUUUCACUAUAAAUAUGUACUUAGUGCAAACAAUUCAUGAACAUAUCAUUCUCUAAAUAUUUCAUGUUUUUUUUUUCUUUCUGAAAAUGUAAAACAUAUUUUACUGCUAUCUCACAUUUAUUGUAUUUUGUAGCCAUUUAAAUUCUGAAAUGUUUAAAUUGUAAAGGUUUAAAUUGUAAAGGUUUAAAAUAAAACUUUAUAGUUG